Molecule: messenger RNA, 1920 nt
Organism: Octopus sinensis (East Asian common octopus)
Lineage: Eukaryota; Metazoa; Mollusca; Cephalopoda; Octopoda; Octopodidae
Exons: 1
Coding region: 1-1920 (639 amino acids)
Source: RefSeq, a predicted model, not a curated record
AUGCUUGCUGCUGACAUCCCCCCCUUCGCUCGCAAUCUCUUGUUCUCGGCCAAUCUUCUUCCCUUUUCGAAAAAGGAUGGUGGAGUCCGCCCAAUCGCGGUUGGCAAUGUCUUUCGUCGGUUGGCGUCCAAGAUUGCCUGCUGGUCUGUUUCUCCCGACCUGAGCAAAAACUUCGUCCCCACUCAAGUCGGAGUCGGAGUCCCUUCCGGUUGUGAGGCGGCUGUCCACGCCGCCAGGCGGUAUCUCUCUACAGCAACACCGAACAGAGUCCUUGUCAAACUGGAUAUUUCUAACGCUUUCAACAGCGUCCGACGUGAUUCCUUAUUAGAUGCUUGCUUGUCUCGGUGUCCAUCAAUUUACCGUUAUGUUGAUCUGUCCUACGGUUCCCCCAGUUCUUUGAUUUGUGGUUCUUCAGCCAUCUCUUCUGAAAACGGAGUCCAACAGGGGGACCCUCUUGGCCCUCUCCUGUUCUCUCUUGCUAUUGACAGUGCCGUUAAAGCAUGCCAGUCCGAGUUCAACGUCUGGUAUCUGGACGAUGCCACCAUCGGGGGCCCCGCAUGCUCAAUCCUCGAAGAUCUGAACAAUAUAAUCCCCGCACUUAUUUCCCUUGGCCUGUCUAUAAACCCUUCGAAAUCUGAGAUUUUCAACAUCUCUUAUGAUCCCAAUUAUUUUAACACAUCUAUCUAUCCAUUAUUUAAUUCGCUUCUCCCUAAUAUCAAGGCUGUUACAUCCUCUGAUCUUAUUGUCCUUGGCUCCCCAAUCUUUUCCUCGGCUAUCCCUUCCUUCCUGGAGCUUAAGCUCACAAAAAUACAAGAAUCUAUAGCCACACUUAAAACAGUCGACGCACAUGCUGCCUUCUUCCUGAUCAAAAAUUUCCUUGCUUUCCCCCGGUUACAAUUUUUCUUACAGUCCGCCCCUUGUCACCGCCAUCAUUGUGCUCUUCAGCACUUCGAUCUUUUGCUAAGAAACUCAAUUUCGGCUAAUACUAAUGUCAAUUUUGAUGAUGCCGGGUGGCAACAAGCGAUCCUGCCAGUCCGUCACGGCGGACUAGGUCUGCAAGCUCCUUCUGUUUUGGCUCUCCCUUUCUACCUUUCUUCGUCAUACCGCUGUAGUCCGCUUGUCCUUAGGAUUCUUUCUCCCCAUUCCGAAUCCGUUCUGGACCAAGAGCUUUCUCAUGGUAUCGAAGUUUGGUCUUCCCGUGGCUUCGACAUUCCUUGCUAUCCCUGCUAUACAAAGGCGUGGACGGAAACAAUGUUUCUUCAGUUAUACAAUUCGCUAUUAUCCUCCUGUGAUCAACACCGGCGCGCUUGUCUUUUGGCCGCAUCCUCCGAAUGGAGUGGCGCUUGGCUCAACGCAUACCCUUCCGGAAAUACGGGAACCCUGCUGGACCCAAAAAGUGUGCAGAUUGGCAUUUCUCUUAGACUUGGUCUGGACAUCUGCUUUCCACACACUUGCCGCUGUGGUUCUGUCGUAGAUCGGAAAGGUCUCCAUCCACUUUCCUGUCGCAAAAGCCCUGGCCGGAUUCCCAGGCAUUCUGAAUUAAAUUCCGUAGUAAAACAUGCACUUGAAGCAGCCGGAUUUCCCUGUCAGCUGGAGCCUCCUGGCCUUCUAAGGGAGGAUGGUAAGAGACCUGACGGGGUCUCACUCUUUCCCUACAAGAACGGGAAAGCAAUCGUCUGGGAUGCGACAUGCUCUGAUACUUUCGCAUCAUCAUGUCUUUCCUUGUCGGCGGUCGAGGCUGGCUCAGCAGCCAAGAGGGCGGAGACGAAGAAGGCAUCUAAGUACGCCUCCCUGAUGGACCGUUUCAUCUUCGAACCGGUGUCAGUGGAAACUUCCGGUGUACUUGGCCCGUCUACUCUCCGUUUCCUCUCGAAGAUCGGAAGGUCAUUGGGAAGGGCAAGGAACGACCCCGUGAACUGA